Messenger RNA from Haliotis rufescens (red abalone), 13430 nucleotides. RefSeq lists its product as uncharacterized. NCBI's taxonomy places the organism in Eukaryota, Metazoa, Mollusca, Gastropoda, Lepetellida, Haliotidae. The record is from RefSeq and is a predicted model, not a curated record. Gene Ontology annotation, molecular function: lipid carrier activity. The coding region runs from base 103 to 13077 and encodes 4324 amino acids. Gene Ontology annotation, biological process: lipid transport. The transcript has 28 exons.
CCAGGACGGAGUGACGCACGUCCCAUCACACUACAGUGUCAAGCAAGCAGCCAUCAUACAGACACACGACUGCGGGAAGGGUCUCCCCGAGAACCCAACACUAUGUAUUCAACAACAGCCUUUACGCUGUUAGCUCUGCUAGCAAGUGCAUUGGCAGGUCCCAUCACCUACCAAUCACGUGACGAAACUACAUCCUGCGCCAGACGAUGCCGAGACACGACCAAGUUCAACUACGUCCCCGGACAAACCUAUGAAUUCGAGUACAAUGUUCAGACACAUACAUCCAUGGAAGGAGCGUCCAGCGAUCAAGCGACUCUUGGCAUCCGGGCAACUGCUGACAUUGAGGUGCUGUCUAAGUGCGACAUGGUGCUUAGGCUCCGCGAUGUGAAAGUCUACCAGUCUGAUCCAUCAUCCUCUACACCAAUGAAGUACGCUGAUGAGUCAGGGCAGUUCAGACGGAAUCUGGAACGUUUCCCCCUCCGCUUUUCUUUCCAAGAUGGCGUGGUGGAAGAACUGUGUCCCACUGAGGGUGAAACCACAUGGGCCCUAAACAUCAAGAGAGGUCUUCUCGCUGCUGUCCAGAACAGUAUGGAUAACCUGGACCAAAAUCAGAGAGUAAAAGAGAGUGACGUCACAGGCGAGUGCAACACCGACUACACUGUAGCAUCACGGGGGUGGUACUCUACAACGAUUAAGAAGAGCAAGGAUCUCCUUGGUUGCACUGAUCGUAAUGGUUAUCACAGCUCCAUUCAUGGCAUGCAGUACAGAGUUCCUUCAGAGAUCCAGUCUCUGCCCCUCAUGAAGAGUACACACGAAUGUGAACAGGAACUGGACAAGAAUGGACUCCUCAAGAGUGCUCUCAUCCGGGAAACCCACACAUUCAGACCUUUCUCCAGGGCCACCAGCGGUGCCACCACCAAAGUACUUCAGAGACUCAACUACAAGACUCAGAGAUCUGGUGUCACAACAAGACAAGAUUACAUUCGGAAUCGGGCAGGAGUUGUGUUUGACCAUGCCUACGGCCCAGGAAACAAGGGUCAGCUAGCGAGAGAUGCCGAGAGUAAACUGCGAGAGAUCUGCCAGAAUACACGCGAGGAUAUCCGCCCAGACACUCCACGUAUGUUUUCUGAGCUUGUCAGUAUCGUCAAAGAGCAGAAUGUUGAUGACCUCAGACGUAUCUACCAGCAAGUAAAAUCUGGCACAGUCUGCACCGACAACAACGAGAGAGUAAAGAAGUUCUUCCUGGACUCUAUCCCAAUGGCCAGCACAAGUGCAUCUGUUACCUUCUUGAAAGAACUUCUACUGAAUAGGGAAGUCCUCGGCGCACAGGCAACCAUGUGGAUCACAUCCCUGUCUCUCAUCAACUACCCAACACUGGAUAUGAUGCAGGAAGUAAAGGCACUUCUUGACUCGCCCGAAUACAGCCGCUCUGCCAUGCUCCCAGUCUCCACAAUGGUCAACAACUACUGCAACCACCAUGAAUCCUGUUCUGACGAAUCAGCCAUCACACAGAUCUUCUCUACCAUGGAGAAGACCAUUGGUUACGGCUGCUACAUCAGAGAUUCUAAUCUGGAGACAAGCCUUGUGGCCCUUCGUGCCCUGGGAAAUGCAGGCCACCUGGAUAGACUGACCACGACACUCAGUAGCUGCUUCAACAGGCAAGCCAACCCCACGGAGGUCCGAGUAGCUGCCAUCCAGGCCUACAGAAGACUACCCUGCACCGCCGAUAGAAGUGAAGUUAUGACCAUCUACCAAGAUUCUGAUGAGGACUCCGAGCUAAGAAUUGCUGCCUACCUGGCUGUCAUGCAGUGUCCAUCUGAAGACGUCCUCAGGAGAAUCCAGGGAUCUCUCGAAUCUGAGAAAGCUAAUCAAGUUGGAUCCUUUGUCUGGUCUCAUCUUACCAACCUGAUGGAAACAUCCAGUCCACAGAAACAGACCAUCAGACGAAUCCUGGAGGACAAGACUCUUGGAAGGACUUUCGACCUCUCUACACUCAAAUUUUCACGCAACUAUGAAGGUUCCCUCUUCCUCGAGAAGUUCAACACAGGUGCCAUGCUGGAGAGUAAUGUCAUCUUUUCAGAUAAAUCCUUCUUCCCUCGUUCAGCUAUGCUCAACAUGACAGUUGAUCUCUUUGGGAACUCCCUCAAUCUGUUUGAGCUGGGUGGACGCAUGGAAGGAGUGGAGUAUCUCAUUGAGAACUACCUGGGCCCAUACAGCUACUUUGGAGGGAAGGCAGCCAAGAAACCAAAGAGCACUGUUAACCUGGAUCGCCUCAGAGGAGACAUGUACAUGAGGAUCUUUGGCAAUGAAAUGUACUACGAUCACUUCAAAGGUGUUGACCCACUGGCAUCUAUCAAGGACUUCAAUUUCCUUGACUUCCUUAUCAAGAUGACCAAGAAGCGUGAUUAUUCCUUCACACAGAGUGCAAAUAUCCUGGACAGUAGCAUGAUCAUCCCCACCAGCUCUGGUCUCCCUCUCAACCUCACCGUCAGCGGCACAGCAACCAUUGACCUUCUGGCCUCUGGUCAAGUGGACCUCCGUAAAAUGACAACUUCACCAAGCAGUCUCCUCAUCGAUGGACACAUCAAACCAAGCGGAGCUAUCAAGAUUGUUGGCACGAUGAGUAUGGAUGCCUUUGUCACCAAAACUGGCCUUAGAGUUGCCAACACAUGGCAUUCCAGUACUGCCCUAAAAGGCCGCAUAGAACUCAAACAUGGGAAAGUCAUCAGUGCUGAGUUUGACUUUCCACAACAGAAGAUGGAAAUCCUGGAUGUCAACACAAGGUUCUUCAGCAUCCAUGGUGAUCAGGAGAAGACACAGGACUUGGUCACAGGCAACAGGAAGAAGCUGGAACUGUGCACAGGAACCAGGCUGGCAACGAUCACUGGUCUGGAACUUUGUAAUGAAUUCCAGUGGCCUAAUGCUUCCAUGGUGGAUGAUGCCCCAUACUUCCCCUUCACAGGGCCCUUCUCCCAAAGCCUCAUUCUUUACAAGAGAGACACGCACACUGGGUACAAGCUCAUGGCUAAACAAUCAGUGAACCAGUAUUCGACAGUUGCUGAGAUAGCUGUCAACACACCUGGAUCCAGAACAGACCGAUCUUUGGCCUUUGACUUUCUACUGAAUACCAAAGGAAAAGAGCUUGAAAUCAGCCUGGCAUCUCCAUGGAAGAAGGCAGCAUUCAAAGCAUCCCUGGCAUAUGACAACAGCAAUGUAGGCAUGAGAGGUAAUCUGAUCGUCGAUGAAUCUGCAAAAUAUGGAGUAAUCAGUGAAGUGGACAUCAAGAAAGUAAAGACAUUUGUGACCUACACCCCCCGACUGGAGAUAAGACGUCCAGGAGCCAAAGUCAUCCUACUCUCUGGCACUGUUGAGACUAAUUCACUCAAGAGAGCCAAUGUUCAGUUAACACUCACUGGUAUAACGCCAAAUGCUGUCAGCAUUAGAUCCGCCCUACUGAACUCUAAAAUCGAGAAGAGUCUGGUCGGUACCUUCAGCCUGGCCCCAAAGCAGAAUUACCUCCUAGAAGUUGGUUUGGUGUAUCAGGACAGUGGCAGGAAGAGGUCCAUCAUAAAGGUCAUUCCCACACUGAUGGUGAAAACACCAGAGCUGGAGCUCAUCUCCCUCUCCGGAUCAGGGGACUACAAAGAGGGUAAAUCCCUCAAGGGAAGUCUAACUCUGGAUGUCCACAAGGUCUUGGCCAAACCAAUCACUCUGAAAUGUGAUGUCAAGAAGACAGGUGUUACCAACAACAAGUACUCUGGAAGUGUCUCGGUAUCCUCCCGUUUCCUGGUCGCCAAGGCGAGUGGCAAUGUGCAGACCAAGAAGAACACUGUCAGCUCCUUAAUAACUCUUGACUACAACCUGCCCAAGGUCCAAAGUAUCAAGAAAGACAAGAUCACAUUCAGCUCUAAAUACACUGAUCGUAGCACCAGGUCACUCUGGAACUACCAGCUCAACACAAACUUCGAAGACAAGAGAUACCCUCACGUGAACUUCUUCACAGAUCUUGACUUCUCUCACAACAAGAAACACACAGAAGCUGGUGCAAAAUUUAGAUAUGGACCUAAAUCCAAGGACACUACCCGUCAGAUCACAGGUUAUGUUCUGGUGAACCAUGAUAUUGGCUCCAGAGCCAACGUUAACAUCACGAUCACAAGUGCUGUAGGACCACUGGAUGUAGAACUAAGCCUUAAAGGACGGCAUGUUCACGACAGUCGCAAUGUGAACUCCUCCAUCACAUUUGAUUAUGGCAAAGGAAAAAGCAUUGAUGCUGCUCUAAGACUUCAAAACAGUGGAAAGAAGACACUUAAUCUCUUUGGUGAAGCUAGCCUUUCAUAUCCUGGCAAACAAGUGAGUCUGAAGACCGAUCUGAUCCAGUCAAGGAAAGACUACACACACUCCAUGACCUUCUACAAUGACAAAGAAAUGUCUACUAUGGUAACAACCUACAAAAGACGGAAGGCUACAGUCCACCAGGUAAAAUCUAACAUCAACCUACAUCACACAGAGCCAAUCCAACUGACUGCUUCAACUAACCUUGACAACAAAGACCUCAAGGUUUCUGCCCAGGCUGACUAUGAUGGAGAUGUCUAUGGAAUCAACACAGGCUUCAAAUACUCCAGGACACCUACAGCGAAGUGGACAAUGGACAUUACAUAUCCGACAAGACAUGUCAUUGUUCAGGUGGAGGGGGAAAGGCGAGGUGUAACCUAUGAAGGCUCUGCAGAUGCCAAAUGGGAUGCUGACAAGAACACUUCCAGAAGAUUCCUCCUUGCAGGAAAGCUCAACCUAAAAUCACCUGGCAAUUUCGGUUCCACAGUUGCAUUGAAAUACCCAAGCAGAGACCUGGAGUUCAAUAUUAAACAUGCCAGUGGCAAGCAGUACACAACACGUGCUGAUUUCUCUUGGGAGGCUAACAAGAAGAUCAAAGUAGAUACAUCUUUCAAAAGGGAUCAGACACAAACUGGACAGUCACUUGAUGGCUCUGUCAGAGUGAAAACUCCUUUUGAAGGAUUUGAGAACCUAAUUGUUCAAGCCAGCAGUGACAAAAAUGAGAAAAAAUAUGGAUCUUCCAUGCAGCUUUCCUGGGGUGGGAAGAAGAACCAGAUCACUACUGCUGUGAGCAUGAAGAAACCCUUCUCUAUGAGAAACUUAGACCUCACUAUAACGGGAACGUCGCCUUUCAAAGGAUACAGAAGCUUCAGCACCGAAAUAGGUCAUGUAAUGACACCUUCACUGAAUACCAUAAUGAAGGGAAGUUUAGAGGGAAAGAAUGCCAAGCUCCUUUUGACAGGAGAGAACCGAUGCACUGACCAGAAAAGGGACAUUGAAGGAACUGUGACUUUCAAGUCCAACGUCAAGGGUAUGCAAGCUGUUAAUCUCCGUCUCUCUCACAAUGAUGAUUUAAGAAAGUUUGUAACUGAUGUUGCCCUGGAUAUCAACGGUGACCAAUACAUGUAUGAUUUGGACAUGAACCACGAAAGAUCGGGAUGGCAGCUUCGAAACACUGGCAAGCUCACCCUCUCUUCUCCAAACUCGCGAUUUACCAACAGCUGGCAACACGGAAAUACUAACAAUGACGUGAAGAGUACAAUGACAGCCGAGUGGGGAAGAAACAACCGAGUUUUUGUUAACAUAUUUGGAAACCAUGCUUCAUCAGCCAGAACAAGAACCACAGGAGGAGUAACAAUUGAAACUCCAUGGGAAUCAAUUCGCAAUAUGGACAUCAAUCUUGAGCAUGAACAUGGAAGAGGUUUCAUCAGACACUCAUCUAACAUCAAGAAGGGAGAGGUUAUACUAGGAUCAGCAGGCAUCAACUACAUUAGAUCCAAUGGGCAAGCAGAGUCGGAUAUCACUCUCGAAUCACCCAUAACAAACCUCAAAGGAAAGGUAAAUGCUCGCUAUGCAGCAUAUCCACUCACUGGACAUGCUGACUUAGAAUGGGCUCCAGAUAACAGAGUAUCAGUUGAUGGAUCCUUUGCUGCACCUUCUACAGAGAAUAUUGAAACAAGCCUACGGAUGACAAGUCCAUAUGAAAACUUCCGGGAUAUUGUGUUGAAGGCAUCCCACAAGAGGGAAGGAUCUGAUUUGGUAUCCAGAGGAAGCUUCAGCUAUGACAUCAGAAAAUCCUUUGAGUUUGAAGCACACAUAGCUCCUGAUACCCUGAACAAUUACCGGGCAACACUGAGGACUCCUUUUGAUGACUAUAAAUCCUUUGAAGCUGGACUUUCAUACAACGGUGACCGUAGAUUGUUCAUGAGCAAAGCCAACUUCGGUAUCACCCCAGUCCUGGGGAACUUUGCUGGAAUCUUAAACUGGAACCUGGACGACAUGAACGGAAAGAUGAGGAUUGAUACUCCCUUCCAUGAGUACCAAUACAUGCAGGUGUAUGCCACCAGUGAACUGACAGGCAAAGGAAGACGUUCACACAUUGAAACUGAAUAUUACCCAAGGAAGACUUUAAGCCUUGAUGCAGUCUACGCCAUGGGAACCCCCAUUGUCAUCGAUGUCACCAUCAAGACUCCAUUUGAAAGAAUGGAACACAUGAGUGCAUCCCUAAAACAUGCUCUGAGAAGAAUGUCGCUUCAAACACAUGCUGAUGUUACAUUUGCUUCUGCCAAGAACCUGGCUGGUGAUCUGAAACUGAACUGGGCAAAGGGGUAUGAGGGCAGUCUUGUCAUCAGCACACCUUUCUAUGGUUAUGAAAUGAACAAGCUAUCUGUUAGGCAAGAAGGCACCUGGGAUAAUUUUAAGGGUCAUGGAGAAAUGGAAAUGGCAAAGAAAACUGGUGAAGUGGACCUAACUUUCAAUCAUGGCUUCAGAUCCACUGGCACAUUCAUGCUCAAAACUCCUUUCAGUGGCAUGACAGAAACUAAAGUUUCAUUUAAUAAACGUGGCUACCUGGGUAACAUACGAGGAGGUAUGGUUAUCACCUAUGGAAAUGAUCAAACUAUUGACAUUUCUGGUCAGAACAGAUAUUCAAAUGGACGACUGGACACAUCACUACUUGUCAAAUCCCCCUUUUCUGACAACAUCAAGUUUGUUAUAGAUCAUGAUGGUCAACUAAGAAGUUUCACAAAUAAGGUAUCCGGAUCAAUUGGCUCACAAUAUGCCUUCAACUCGGAUUCAGCAUUCACUUACAGGUAUCCAUUGAUAGAUCUAUCUACCAACAUUGGCUACACGAGAAAUUGGAGAGGCAGAAGCAUUGGGCUAAAGGUUCACAAAGAAGGCUACCUUAGUGACAUGAAUGCCAAAGCUACUGGUACCAUAGACAAUGAUCAAGUUGACAUUGCUCUCAUGCUAAAAACGGAUGGCGUCAUUGAAGGAUCUUUAACCAUGCAGACACCUUUUGAAGAUUAUAAAGAUGUUGGACUUUCUCUUCAACAUUCUGGAAACAGGCAAAGGUUUUCAAGUGAAGGCACUAUCAGAUAUAUGGAUGGUAAAGCUCUGCAGGGCUCCCUACUUUUUUGGCAGUCUGGCCUUUCUCAUAUUGAUACCAAAGCAGAAAUCAAGACUCCCUUCCUAGGAUUUGAAACUUCCCUUCUCAAAUACCGUCAUUCUAUUGAGGACUCUCAAAUAACAUCAAAUGCGUUCAUUGCCUAUGGGCGUGGUCAAGAAAUUACAUCUGAUCUCCGUUUCCAAACAACACCUAAGAUCAGCUUUGAUCUAACUGUUCAAACACCCUUCAGUAGAUUCCAAAACAAUAAACUUGUUUUCAGUCACAAUGGACCAAUUGACAGCUGCACGAGUCAUGCAGAAAUGGAACUUCUGGACAGAUCAAUCUCUGCUGAUUCAUCAUUUGAACAUGGAACUUCUACCAGAGCUAGCUUCUCCCUCACCUCUAACAUUCAAGGUAUGGAAAUGGUCAAGGCAUCUCUAAACAAGGAGGGAACCAGAGACAAUUUCAGAAGUAGCGUCUCAGCUUCACUGAAGGAUUCCACCAUUGAAGCUGAUGUCACAGGCAGAAUUGCCCAAGACAUCAAAGGAACCGUUUCUCUCAGAACACCCUUCCAGGACUUUAGGGAUACAGCUAUUGUCGUUGAUCACACAGGAAACUGGAAUGACUUCAGUAGUGAAGGACAGCUCCGUUACAUGGAUGGGAAGACAAUUGAAGGGAAGGUAAAGUUCACCCAUAAUGGAUACAGGCAGAUGAAGGCAAGCAGUGAGUUGAAGACACCAUUCGCCAACUAUGAAGUGAUGACAGUUGAAUAUGGACAUGAUUCCAGAAGCAAUUACUUUAAAUCUAACUCAGCUGUCACAUAUGGCUACGGGAAGAGAAUUACAUCAGACAUAACUGCAGAUGCUGCCAGAGAUAUCAAUGUAAAUGUAGUGCUCAAAACUCCCUUCAGGGACUAUGAACUUAGUAGAGCCGUUUUUACUUCUACUGGACCUCUCAGCAAUCUGAAAAGCAAUGCAGAACUUGAGUUUGCCCGGACAAGGCUUACUGCACAGACCAACUUUGCAAAGUUAGAAUCGACAAACGGGGACGUCAUCAUCACAACAAACAUUCCUGGCUAUGAAAGCAUGAAGGGUUCCAUCAGUGUGAAAGGUGAUCUCAGUGAUCUGAAAACCACAGCUCUUCUUAACCUUAAAGAUUCUACACUCGAGGUUGAGCUGAGCGCCAGUCUCAAAAACAGCAUCAUGGCAGAUCUGAAAAUCAGGAGUCCUUUCCAGAACUUCAGAAAUGUCGGAGGGUUUAUCCAGCACUCAGGAUCCCUAUCCCGCUUCAAUACUGAAGGAAAUCUUCGCUACAUGGACGGGGAGGUUGUUGAAGGCAAAGUCACCUUCUUAAAAUCUGGACUGACACACAUGCAAGCCAGUGCUGAACUGAAAACACCCUUCCAAGGAUAUGAGAGCCAAUCUGGAGAGUUCCAUCAUUCUGUAAAGAAUGGCCGUCUUACUUCAAACAUUGAUGUCACCUAUGGCCAACGUCAAAAAGUACUGAUGACUGUUAAUGGAAUGCUGUCACCAACAAUUGACAUAAGCGCUACACUGAAAACUCCUUUUAGAGACCUCGACAACAGCAGAAUCAUCUUUACUCAUGAGGGACCCAUUGCCAACUGCAAGAGUCAUCUGGAAGUGCAAGCUAUUGGAAAGUCAAUCACAGCAGAUUCUGAAGUCUAUACUGGUAGUUCGAUGAGAGGUAACCUGAAUAUUGUCAGCAACAUUCAAGGCAUGGAAAGCAUGAGGGUGUCCUACAGUAAAGAUGGUGAUAUCAAUAAUCUCAAAGCUAAAGGAUCCAUUGGAGUCAGAGAAUCAACACUGGAAGCCUCUCUAAACAACGUCUUCAGUACAAGGCAGCUCUUGACUGAAGUAUCCGUCAGAAACCCAUACACGCAACCUUUUGUUGUACAGCUGGAUGUCACUGGAACACCAACCAACUUCAAAAACAAGAUGUCUGCUGACAUGGGCACCAAUGGAGGAAUCACAACUGACACAUCCUUCCGGGUCAGAAAUGGGAAUGUUGAUAUCAGGUCAGGAUUUGCCUUUAAUCUGGCAGGAGCUCAUCAGACAGGAAACAUCAAAGUCCGCAAGGAAGGUGAGCUGGGGAACAUCAAGAUGAGCAUCAAUGGUGAUUACAACCAGAAGAAGGCAAGUAUGAAGGCUGCCUUCAGGGCAAUAGAUGAUGUCCAUGGUGAGAUCAAAAUCACGACACCAUUCAUACCCUACAGAAAUGUUGGCUUCUCAUUUGAUCACUCCGGAACAUGGACCCGCUUUGCCUCCCAAAGUAAGAUCCAAUUCAUGGACAAGAGAGAGAUCACUGCUAAGAUCAACCAUUUCAGCCAUGACCUUGACCGUCUAGAAAGCAGCCUAGAAAUCAGUACACCUUUCCAAGGUUAUGAAUUCACCAAGGCUGAGAUCGACCAUACUGCCACAACUAAUGGCAUCAACUAUAAUGGGGCUGUACAGUAUGCACAAGGACAGAAGAUUACAGGAGAACUCCAUGCAACAAUCUCACCCAAAUAUGACGUGGAUGUCAAAUUGACCACACCUUUCAGACAAUAUGAGGCUCUCUCUGCAUCAGCAUCAUUUGAGCAUGGUAUUGGAACAUACCUCCUAGGAAGCAAACUGGAUGCUGGAAACGGCAAUCGCUUUGGUCUUGAGUCCACCAUUGACAUGUCUUCUCCUGAGUACACUGCUGUUGCACGCCUCUCAACGCCAUUUGAAAAGUUUGAUUCUGCCGAGAUCUCUUUAACACAUGCUGGUGAACUGAGGAAGUUCAGAUCCACAGGAACAAUACAAACCCCUCAGACUGGUACUCUCACGGGUGAAGCAUCUCUUGGCUACACAUCUCCAUUAGAAAUGGAGGGUUUGAUAUCUCUUUCCAAUGGUAUGAAAUUGGCUCUACACAACACCCACAGACACAACGAAUACCAAUCUCACAUUGAGGCCACAUGGAGUCCAAGAGACCAAAUAGCAUUUGAUGGAUCCUAUCAAUUCUUAGAUUCAUUGUAUGAGAAACAACUGACAACUGAUUUCACCCUUGUUACUCCAUUUGAAACUGCGAAACUGACUGCUCUGAGGUUUGAACAUCAUCAAGGAUCAGACAAAUAUACAGAGAAACUGGGAGCUGAUUACAAUGGCAACACUGUUCUGGAUGUGGACAUGGAGAUCUCCCGAGGCUCAAGGGAGCAGGGAACAUUCACAAUGAGGAAGCCAAGGCCAAUGCAACUGACUCUUUCAGGAGAAAUUGCUGAUAAGAACAUUGAUGGAGACAUGUUUGUUAACUGGGAUAGAGAUGAGCCAGAGAGCAACAUCCGAAUCAAAACCUCCUUGACAGACAGAAGCAGGCAGUCUCUUUUGAACAAAGACUUGACACUAAAGCUUAUCCACCCAUCACGCACUGUUGGCAUCAUUGGAAACGUCCUCAGAUCACAGCUCCAGACAAAGAGUCAUGGAGAAUUCAUCUGGAAUGAAGAUGCUGGGCAAAAGCUAUUCUACGAUGUGGAUGUCAAGGACCGAAGCCGCCGCUACAGUAAGAUGUUCGAGGGCACCUUCAAAGUGGGGUCACCUAUGAGAAGUCUCAAAAUGGAUGGAUCGUACAGUCAGACAGGUUCAAAGAAAACUCUUGAUGGGGACUUUUCCUGGGAUGCUGACAGAGACGACACAAAGAAGAUUGGCAUGAAAGCUGUCCUGACACCUGAUGACAGAUCCACGCAGGCAGAUCUCUCUCUCAGACUUCCUUCUGUUGGCAAGAACAUCCAGAUCGACACAGAAAUGCUGAUGAAUGAUGGCAGGACUAUCUUCAAUGGAAAAUCCCAGCUGUCCUACUCCAGUGACUCCCGAAAGACAAUCACCUUCACAUCCCAUCUGGAGGACAUUUCCUAUGGCUAUGGCAACAACAAUUAUAGCUUUGUGGUUGGCAUUAGCCACCCAUACACAGAUGUGGACGUCAAACUUGCAUCCCACAUCGGCAGCUCCAGUGAGAAAGUAUCUGCUGGAGCUAGUAUGUCCUACCUGACAGCCAGGAGGGAAAGAAAGAACUUUGCUCUCAGAGGAGAGAUUAACAAACUGAGGAAGCAGAUACAACUACAGAUGGAGACCCCAAUCAAGAACAUGGAUCUCACUGGUGAGGUGGAGGAAUCUCCUUACAAGCUGAAAUUCAGGAAUAUUUAUGAAGGCAAGAUUGUCCAAGCACACCUUACAGUAGACCCUGACAGAAGAAUGGUGGACUUCCAAACAAACUACGAUCUGGACAACCCUGGCAAGACACUGCAAAUGAACGCCAGAUAUGUAAACUCAAGUGCCAUGCAGGCUGAGGUAUAUCACCAGGAGAACUCCCGUCGAGUAUCAGACAGCCUAGUUGCCCUCAGACUUAACACAUCCCGCCUUCUCCAUACAAGGCUGUCCUGGAGGCCACAGACGAUCGCCGAUGUUCAGGCAUACUUGACCAGUCUGGUGGAAAACUAUGGCCAAAGUGCGAAGACGACUUUCCACUCUGUGUACGAGUCUGUGGGACAGGAGUUGUCAGGCAAGUACCGUCGGAUUGCACAAGCCACCAAGGAAGAACUCUCACCCUACUUCACCCUGCUGGAGUCGGAGAUGGCCAUCAUAGAAAAACAGCUGGACUCUGUCAGGAGGGAGAUCAGGCGCAUGUACAACCGUAAUGACUUCCACCUGGCAGCCAUGGGAGAGUACUUCGACCAGGCAUUUGAAGCAUACAAGGACCUGGUCACCUCGACAAAGGAACUGUUUGCUUCCACGAAUCAGAAACUGGCUGAAUACAUGGAGACGAUGACAGACUUCCCCAUCAGGCAGAAGUAUCAGGCCAUUGUGGCGGAGACGCUCAUCAAGUUUAAGCGUGGUGUGGACGAGCUCGUGAUCAACACUGUCGAGAUGAUCUCUGGUCUUGACGAGCAGCUGCAGAGUUUCAGGAACACCUACCAUCAACAUUACACCUAUCUGCAGGGUUCAAUAACAGAUUCCAUGGACAACCUGAGGAACCGGUCUCGACUGGCUGCUGCCAGGCUUCAGUUUGCUGACUACCAGCAAUACCUCAACACCAUCACCAACCAUGUCCAGGACCUGAACAUUCCCAGCAGAUACAACGAGAUUGUAGAGCACACGCAGAAGAUGCUGACCUCCCGUCUGGGAGACGUCAUGAAGCAGGAGGACCUCCAGCAUCUCCUUUCACUCACCAAUGAUGCCUACCAGGAGGGUGUGUGGGCCUACAACUACUGGCAGGUGGAAGACAACCUCAAGGAUCACCUGCAGAGCAUCUAUGAGACCAUCAAGGAGAUGGUUGAGGAGGAGCUCCAGAAGUACAGGGAUGCGUUGCUUCUAAUCAAGCCCGAUGUCACAGUUUGGGAUCCUGAACACGGAGAGAUCCAAGUAGAAUUGCACCUGCCCAUCCCAGCUCAAUCUUUGGACACACUUCCAGAAAUCCAGACAUAUGUCCAAAGGGCCAAGACUGCCGUCAGCAUGUACAUCCCAGACAAUGCCACAUACCAGAAAUAUAUCCCCACGUCCAUCUGGCGGUCACCCAAUGCUACAACCAGACUGAGUGGCGAACUGAAGGUUUUGCCAAAUAUCCCUCAGCGACGUCCCUUGAGAAGAUACAACGCUAUCAGUCUCUAAGUCUACGACUUACCGAUACCCCUUACGGAAAAAUGAUCUAUGCCUAUUUAUUUACUAUUCAUAACAUCAAUGCUUAGAGUAUAAGAUGUAUAGAACUAAAGUUGCAAACAAUAUUUAAAUUUAGUUUGUAAUACCUUUUCAAAAGAAGUUUGAAGUAAUACUACAUUCCUGAAGGACAAUAUCAAAAGAGCUUAUUGUUUUACCAGCACAUAUGAUAGCUGCUAUCAUAUGUGCUGGUAAAACAUUACUUCUAUUACAUGAUGAUGAAGGUGAUAAACAAUCUGUUGAUCGGGAUAUGUUACAAUAUGUGUGACAGCUCCCUUCCAUUACAAGAAUAAACAUGUGCAUUAAUA